Oryzias melastigma (Indian medaka) is the source of this 2465-nucleotide messenger RNA. Its product is annotated as immunoglobulin lambda-1 light chain. Bases 846 to 1826 code for a protein of 326 amino acids. Lineage: Eukaryota; Metazoa; Chordata; Actinopteri; Beloniformes; Adrianichthyidae. The transcript has 5 exons. The record is from RefSeq and is a predicted model, not a curated record.
AGGACCUUCUUCAGAUGUCUCAGAUGCCCCACCUGGAACAAUGUCGACAACAAUGUCAUUGAGAUUUGCUCAAGCAGCAUCCAUAAGUCUUUCAAAUGUAGCCGUGGCUCCAUGUAAUGGUAGAGCUCGCUGGACUGCCCUCCUUGUGAGGUGGCGGAACUGCGGAGGAGUAGAACAAGGAGCCAAACAGUGGUCAGAGUGGGAAGCGACAUAAAGCAGUAGGGGUGGUCUUUGAGAUAAGUACCACUCUAUUACCUUGUUUUUAGCCACCUAUUAAACACACCAGAGCUGUUUUGAUUGCAUGCGUUUAUUUAUAAUUUUAUUGUGAGUUUUAGUCUUUUUUAUGGGAGCCUGGUGUCUUUCAUAUCAACUGAAUUUCCCUGAGGAUUUCCAAAGAGAUUACUACAGUAUUUUUAUUCUAUUCUAUUCUAUUCUAACUCUCUGGGGAUUUUAUUCUGGUUGACAGAGGCUCCUGGGUCCAACGCAGAUGGAAGUUGCGGGUGUCCCACUGGAGAAUACACUUUAUUCUUAAAUUGUCCCGGGUCUAGGUUUUUUAUUUUUUUUUUAUUUUUACUUUACUUACAUGUGUGCAUCAUGUGACCCAGAUUGUCUUCAUCUGCUGUCAGAUUCAAAUCAGGAAGAUGAAACCACACAGCAGCUUCAGCUGAGCUGUCAGUCUGCAGCAGCAGUCUUCUCUGUGAGCUGCAGGGGCUGAUGGGAGCUUGGAGGAGGAGUCACAAAGCACGUGGUCCUGCUGUCAUCUCACAGCUCGUCCUUCUUUGUCCUCAGCUGCAUCAGAACACCACUUCUCCUCAGGUUCACCAGAGGAAACACGGCUGAACAAAAUGCUUUUCCUCCCAGCUGCUGCUCUGUGCUGUCUGUGUUCAGCACUGGUUACCAUGGCAGCAGAACUCAUUCAGGAGGAUUUAACAUUGACCAGGAGAGUUGGUCAAAGUGUCUCUUUCAGCUGUGGAGGAACUCAGGAGUGUGAUGACAGCUACAGAUACAGAGUCUGGUACCAGAAGAAAGAAACAGAAACAUUCAAACCAAUCCUUCGGGUUUAUGAAAGUGAUGGUAGAACAUAUAAAGAUUACGGUCAUCCUCAGGAAGAUGAUUUCUCUGCUGGGAAAACCCAGACAGGAUGUGAAUUGAAGAUCAAUAAAGUUAAAGUGGAUCAUUCAGCCUCCUAUUACUGCAGCUGCUGGAAGAGUUACUACUUCAUCUUAGGAUCUGGAACUGGACUGUUUGUAUCGGAUGAGUCCGUAGUGAAGCCCGUGGUGAGCGUGUACCCAGCAGCAUCCAGAGACCCCGUGGAGAGGGGCAGCUCCCUGCUGUGUCUGGCCUCAGCCAUGUUUCCUCCUGUGGUCCAGUUCUCCUGGAAAAGACAGAAGAACAACGGACAACCAGAGAACCUUCCUUCUACUGGGACAGAGCAGCUGGAUCUCAGAGAGUCUGGACGCAGCGCCUCCAUCCUGCUGAUCCAUCAGCAAGAGGACAGCUCCUAUAAAUACAUCUGCUCCGUCAAACAUGAGGGGGGAACAGUGGAGGUCCAAACACAACAAGAGUUUGCUGCACUUCCAGCUGCAGGUUCCACAGCAGCUCUAACAUCCCAUCCAGCAUCUUCCAGCAUUCUAGCAGAGGGAACAGCCUCUGUUCCUCCUCUGGACCUGGUGAAGCUGUCCUUCCAGUCUGAGUGCAGGGUGAAGCUGCUCUGCCUGCUGUACACAGUGCUGAUAGUGAAGAGUCUGGUGUACUGCUGUGGACUCUCUCUGCUGAUGAUCCUCAGAAACAAGGGAGCAUCCACCAACUCCAAACAUGCUGACUGACUGUUUUCUGAUCCUCUUUUCUCUCCAUCAAAUCUCAUCCUUUCAUCUCAUUCAUCACUUUGAUCACAGCUCUCUAAUGUUCUUAAUGACUUGAUACAGAUUCUUCAUCAAACUGUGUCAGUAGAUGUUUUAUGAAGAUGUUACAUUGAUUUCUCCGUUUUCAUUUUAAUAUUUUUUAUACACAGUGAUCCAUCUUCUUUAAAUGUGACUGUGUUUCUUAAAAUAAACAAAUACCAGCCUUGAUGAUGCAACAAUUGUUCAUAUCUCUUGAAAUAUUUUUUUCAAGGGCAUGGAAACAUAAAAAGUUUCCAUGAAUCAGAAUAAAGACAGAGAGCAGAGAGAGAGGUUGAUGAGUGAACAGCAGCAGAUAUGAAUCUGCUCUCAGUGGUUUUUAUUACAGGAAAUGCUGCUGAGAGACGAUCAAACUUCCUGCAGAUGUUUGUGUUCUGCAGCUUCAUACCGUUAUCUGUGGAUUAACAAUAAAAACACACAUAUAUUGUUUGCUGUUUUAAUUCUGACAAAUGUCCUCAUGAUUUUAGUUUUAGACAUUGAGUCUAGUAUUAUUGAUGUUUUCCAUCAUGAGGGAAUCUGACAUUUGUUUGCACACAUCUGAAAGAGUUUGGGAAAGACUCCUCCCAG